AUGUCUGAAUACUCAUACGAAAGCGUCGAAAAGCACCACAAAAAAUUCCACGAAACAGACAAAGAGGAAUUAAAGAAACACGAAUCUCAUGUUUCUCACCAACUUGUGGCCGGUGCAGCUGCUUUCGAAGCAUUCAAGCUCUAUCAAAAGAAGCGCAACCCUGAUGAAAAACACUCAAAUGCCAAGGCUGCUUUGGCCGCUCUUGUAGCUGCUGAAGCUGAUAAGCUUAUUGAAACCAAAGGAUUGGACUUUGUUGACAAACAAAAAGCUCAUCAUCAAGCCAAGAAGGCCGCGGAAGAAAUGUACAAAGAAAAAUACGGCGAUGACGCUCUCUAA
Messenger RNA from Ambispora leptoticha, 336 nucleotides. Lineage: Eukaryota; Fungi; Glomeromycota; Glomeromycetes; Archaeosporales; Ambisporaceae. The record is from the annotation of a GenBank genome assembly.